CCGCACUUGCACAACGGCUGGCAGGUGGACCAGGCCAUCCUUUCGGAAGAAGACCGGGUGGUCGUCAUCCGGUUCGGGCACGAUUGGGACCCUACGUGCAUGAAAAUGGACGAGGUUCUGUACAGCAUCGCGGAGAAGGUGGUGGCAUAAUCACCAGGUGAUGUCCAGAUCUGCUGCCCUCAGCGCCAGGCUAGGAUGGCUAGAGACGUAAGGGUUGGUUGGCUCUUCAUGUCUGAGCAAAAUUUGGCAAGAUGCUCUUAGCUAGGAGACAUAUUUUAUGUGUUAACAAAUGGCAGAUAAUGGGGGAUCUUCCUCAUCUUGUUACGAGCCCUGUUUGGAUAUCCCAGCUGUUUUAAAGUUAAAAAUUUUGCAGUUAUUUAUCUUGUGGAUAUUACAGAAGUACCUGAUUUCAACAAAAUGUAUGAGUUAUACGAUCCAUGUACUGUCAUGUUUUUCUUCAGGAACAAGCACAUCAUGAUUGAUCUGGGCACUGGCAACAACAACAAGAUCAACUGGGCCAUGGAGGACAAGCAGGAGAUGAUCGAUAUCAUUGAGACCGUGUACCGGGGUGCCCGCAAAGGCCGUGGCCUGGUCGUGUCCCCGAAGGACUACUCUACGAAGUACCGAUACUGAGUGCCUGUUCCCAGGCGCGGGGGUUUGCCCAGGGAGUCACUUUCACGUGGAGACACUGUGGACUCUGAAGCCUUUGAGGAGGAGUCUUGGGAGGGACAGGAGGGCUGCACAGCCUCAAGCUGGAGUUGGCCUGGCUACUGUACUUUUAUAUUCGCAAAUAUCUGUAAAUAUCUAGCUGAACUAAACAAAUACACAAUCAUGGGAAAGUC
Messenger RNA from Myotis lucifugus (little brown bat), 842 nucleotides. RefSeq names its product thioredoxin like 4A (gene TXNL4A). Lineage: Eukaryota; Metazoa; Chordata; Mammalia; Chiroptera; Vespertilionidae. Bases 418 to 633 code for a protein of 71 amino acids. The record is from RefSeq and is a predicted model, not a curated record. Gene Ontology annotation, cellular component: U5 snRNP; spliceosomal complex; U4/U6 x U5 tri-snRNP complex. The transcript has 5 exons. Gene Ontology annotation, biological process: mRNA splicing, via spliceosome.